This is a messenger RNA of Cydia splendana, 1053 nucleotides long. RefSeq lists its product as uncharacterized. The record is from RefSeq and is a predicted model, not a curated record. NCBI's taxonomy places the organism in Eukaryota, Metazoa, Arthropoda, Insecta, Lepidoptera, Tortricidae. Bases 1 to 1041 code for a protein of 346 amino acids. The transcript is spliced from 4 exons.
AUGAACGCAAAUAUGCAAAAUCUUCUCUGUUGUCUUAUUUUCUUUUCAACGUUUCGAGGGAUCAAGGGAGACUUUGUUAAUAAUGGAGAACAGGAGAAUAUUGCAUCAGGACCACGGUCAUUUUGGGAUGAAAACAAUUUUGGAGAAAGUGUAAUUACAGAACAGGAUGAGUCUGAGGACGAUGAAGAUUUUGAUGAUUAUAGACUAAGGAAAAGUUCAGCGGAAAAUAUAAAAUUGUAUAAAGAAUUUUCAGAGGCACAGCGGAAAGUAAAUAAGUCCAAUGAGAUGGCAUUACGGAGCAAAUCCAGGGCAAGAAGGGAUGAUUCGGUGGAGGUACUCGAAUGUCUACAAUGUAACGGCUCAAACUCAGGUAUUAAUAUAAGUAUUGCUGAUGCAAACUGCUACAGUGGUAACAAUGUAUCGACGGUCGAAUGCGGUAUGGAAUACGGCACUCGAAAUCUUCAAGAAUGUUUUAUAGAACUUCAUCCUCUUUAUAUAAAGCGAGGUUGUCAUGAUCCUUAUAAACUCAAUGUAACAUUUUAUUGCAAAUGCACACUAUGUAACGAUAAACCUGGUGAAAAGCGCGAGUACUAUGUGUAUGAAAAUAUAAAGGAUUGGGCAUUUGACAACAAAAGACUGCAACAACCAAACUUGCCAGGUGUUAUUACAGCGUGUAAAUAUUGCAACACGACUGGUGCUGGUUACUUUCAAACUUGUUUGGACGGUACCAAUGUAGAGUAUACAAUUUGCGAUGAAGGACAAAUGUGUUUUACUCAUAUAGACAAGAUUAAAGGGUCAAUAAGUCGUGGAUGUGCUGAUAAACCAGCCUACAACUCUUUAUUCACAUUUUGCAACCAAAGCUACUGUAACGACAAAAACUAUUGGAAUUCUGAUGCAGCAUUUCAAUUUACGAAACCAAAGAACAGGACGCACUUGGUUUUAGAUCUUUCAGAUAUUUUAAUAUAUUCUAACACAGGAAGUAAAGUGAACGAAAUACUGUUUGUUGUACCUUUAAUAAACCUGUAUGUGAAUACUCCUUGAAAUAAUUACUUU